AAGUGACUUGAAAAGUGUAGGCAUUGUUCUAGGGUUCUUUUGGGGAGCUUCGCGAUUUGGCGAUGGAUAGAUGAUGCAUUCCCCCGUGAAAAUCCAGAAAACUCGCUACAGUGGGAACAGUAAGAUUUCCAUCAGCAUGUAGCAUUCUGGAUCGAUGGAAGGAACUACAUGGUAGCUGCGGCAGGCAACGCAAUUUCCUUGAGAGAUGUAUCAUUGCGAGAAAACAAUUCCAAUGCUCUCUCCGAGCGUCGCAGAUGCAGGAAUACAAACUCGCAACCCAGGGAAACUUGUAGCUUCGAUGAUCAACGAGCAUUCAACUCCAACAACUUCAACAACUUGAAGAGAAAAGAUAGUACGACACGAACGAGCACUCAAGCGAUCCUCGCGACACUAAAGUCUUGCGGCAGUGAGGAGGAACUUGAACAAGUGCUCAACAAAUGCGGAUGAGGUGCUCUCUUCCCAAUUCUUCAAGAUAACGCUUUCCUGGCCAACACGUCAUGGGAACCUGGACGAAGCUCGGUGAGUUUUCGACGGCAUGAAGCAGCGAACCGUGGUGAAGGCCUAUGCUCCGAGUGGAGAAAAGGAUUUGGCCCUGGAACUCCACCAUGCUGGAUCAAGGCUUCCAACCGGACGGGAGAACCUUUGUGGCUGUUCUUGGUGCCUGCGGCAGCUUCGCAGCGGGAGGGCAGGGAGGUGGCUGGAAAAAAGGUGAAACUGGUCUCUCUGGAGAGAGCAAUGGCUUGUCACUCAGAGCUUUUCAGGAGGGGCCUUGAGUCUAACCGGUUUCAGGCAAGCUCGCUACUCGACUCUUACGUGAAGUGUGGAUCUCUGGAAGACGCUCGACGAGUUUUUGACAGGAUCCAAGACUGCAGUGUGUCGCUGUGGAACGUUAUGAUCCUUGGACAUGCGGUGAGCGAUCAAGGCGAGGUGGCUCUCGAGCUCUUUUCUCUCAUCCAACGCACUAGAGGUGGUGAGCCCGGACAUGUACAAGCGAGACAGAGACUCCAAGGACGAGAUCUUAAAGUCAGGUGGCUGGAAACAGGCAUGGCUUUGCACGCUUUGCUCGCCGAGCUCGGGCACGGCACAAACAUUUUUGUGGCAAACACGCUGGUGGACAUGUACACGAAAUGUGGAAUCGCGCGGCCGGUUUUCGAUAGCAUGCCAAGGCACAGUGUGGUUUCGUGGACUGCUAUGGUCUCGGGAUAUAUGGAGAGCAUGAAAGCGAGCUUUCGUUGAAGUACUUUGAAGCAAUGCUAGCUCAGGCUUAUCUUCCAGCGCUCAUGGCCUGCACAAGUCUGGCGGAGAAGGAAGAGGAGGCAGCGGGUUUUCCAGGCGAUGGAACAAUGGUGGUGAAAGUUUUGAGCCUGGAGAGAGGCAUGGUUGUUCACUCUCGAGCUCGAAGAUCUGGUGACGAGUCCAACUCGUUCGUGGCAAUGUCGCUUAUCGACAUGUAUAUGAAGUGUGGCAACCUUGGUGAUGCGAGCGAGUCUUUUCGCGACGAGGCAUCAAAGCUCGGUGCUGUGGAGUUCGAUGAUAAUGGCGCUUGCAGAAGGUGGUGAAGGCGAGAAGGCUAUGGAUUUGUUCCAGAGGAUGCAAGACGAAGGCGUGGAACCAGACUGUCGGACUUUCAUCACGGCUUUUAAGUCCGUGCUCCGGCCUUGCUAGCUACUCCAAGUACAAGCGCAUGGACAUGGCGAGACGGGUCUUGAAAAGGAUACAGCAGCGAACUAUAGUGUCAUGGAACGCGAUCAUCGGUGGCUACGUCGAGGCCGGGGAGCGCCACACGGCUUUAGAGCUCUUUCAAAGUUUGCAGCAGCAGCGAGAAGAUGCGGCACGAAAGUUCGAGCGUUUGGUGCCGCAUCUUCUCGUGCCAGCACUCAAGGCCUGCGGGAUGCUUGCAUUGCUCGAGGUUGGGAGAAAGAUUCAUGCCAGCAUCCGCGAGGCCGGGCUCAGCGACUGUGUUCUUUCUGGCCAACGCACUCAUCGAAGUGUGGAAGCAUGGGCGGUGUUUGCAUCGAUCCGGAAGCCUGGAACAACUUCUCGCCGAGUCGGUGCUGGAAACUUUCGAGAGGAUGAGGAAGGAUCGAUCGGUAGCUCCCGAUGGCACGACUUUCCUGUGGCUUCUCAGCGCUUGCAGCCAGUCGGGGACUGCAAGCGCUACUUGGAGGUCAUGGGCCAUCGCUGAUGCUGCUGUUCCUGCUGUCUUUCUCCGAGGAUUGCCAUUCCUGCGAGAGCGGUGUUCGCUUGGAGCUUUUCCAGCUUGCUCUUGAGAGCCCAAGAGAAUGAAGCAAAAAAAUGUGGCGUUUUCAAAUUUCCCGCUAGA
Molecule: messenger RNA, 2323 nt
Organism: Selaginella moellendorffii
Lineage: Eukaryota; Viridiplantae; Streptophyta; Lycopodiopsida; Selaginellales; Selaginellaceae
Product: putative pentatricopeptide repeat-containing protein At3g15130
Exons: 3
Coding region: 1685-2185 (166 amino acids)
Biological process (GO): RNA modification
Cellular component (GO): intracellular membrane-bounded organelle
Molecular function (GO): RNA binding; protein binding
Source: RefSeq, a predicted model, not a curated record